Myzus persicae (green peach aphid) is the source of this 1808-nucleotide messenger RNA. RefSeq lists its product as uncharacterized. The coding region runs from base 586 to 1695 and encodes 369 amino acids. Gene Ontology annotation, biological process: sensory perception of taste. The transcript is spliced from 4 exons. The record is from RefSeq and is a predicted model, not a curated record. Gene Ontology annotation, cellular component: dendrite; axon; membrane. Lineage: Eukaryota; Metazoa; Arthropoda; Insecta; Hemiptera; Aphididae.
UUCAACACACCACUUUUUAUAUUAAUUUUUAAUUUUAACAUCAUUCUUUCACAGUACGAUCAACGCUGGACGAUUAUUAUUUAUGUGUACCUAUACAUUAUUAAAAUAAACUUAGAAAAUUAAUUCAGAAUACAACUUUUAUCAAAACCACCACUCAAUCUACAGUGUAUGAAGGAAGAAGAGCAAUUAAAUUGUUUCAUUUGCACGAUAACUAUUGUAAAUUUAAAAAUGACAAAUUGUAAUAUUAUUACGAUUCGUGCCCCGUAGAAUGUAUACAGCAGACAACUUUGAAUAUUUUGUAAUACUGUCCAAAACAGUUUUUGAAAAGCUCGUGACGAGGCAUAUAGGUACAAAUUACAAACACACUCGAGGGCCUUAUUAUGAAAAGUACUUAACCGUUGUCAAUAUAAUCACGCUUAUAACAUAUAGGUAUAUAAUACCUACCCCUACGUCGUAAACAUGUCGAAUCGACCGUUGACUGUUUGCAGUAUCGAUCAGCGAACAAAUUGUAAGCCUUAAAAACCACCCCAAUAUCGAUACGACUGUUUUGGCGCAUGCACGCACCCGAAAAUAGCACGUCGGACGAUGUUUAAGUUCGCGGGUUGCCGCAAAUACAUUAUCGAAGGGUUGUUUUUGUUCGUGUUGAUCACCACGUGCUUGUUCAACAUCGUGCUGUCGCCGUACUGCAUGUGCGCGAUGGAGGCGUGUGACGAGCACGAGAUGACGGCCGUGCUUAUUCGCGUCAAAACCGUAUUGCCCCGGACCGUGGCCGUCGUGUGCCUGGUGAUCCGGGCGAAGACCAUGUUGCACAGCGCGAACGGCGAGUUCCGCAAGUACGAGAACAUGACGCGCGAGUACGAGGCAUGUUUUCCGGACAGGGUCGGCAGCGGCGUCACUUUCGUCGCGUCCAUAGUGUUCGGGUACGCCAUCACCGUGCUGCCCAUAAACGCGUACCGCUUGUACUUGAUCCACCAGGACGUCCGCAACCACACCGUCACCGCGUUCUUCGUGCUCAUGUACGCGCAAAACCUAUGCAUGUGCUCGACGGAAAUCCACUACGUGGCGCGCUGUUUCAGUCUGUACCGGCGGUUCUGUCAGAUCAACGAGGACGCGUUCGUGCUCAAGUUGGCGACGGUCACCGCGAACCGGUACCCGUCCGUGUUGCUGCAGUCGGCCGACGGACACCGCCGCGGCCCGAGUACGGCGGCGUCCGGGACCCGUCCCACUGUCGGCGACGUCGAGCUGCUCCGGAUGAGACACCAGUGCCUCCGGUACGCGAUCGGUGACCUGAACGACUUGUACGGCGUCCAGCUGCUGUUGUCCCUGUGCACCCUGUGCGUGAUGACCUUGAUUGACACCUACACCGAGAUGUUCGACAUGUUCUCGCUGGCCUGGUCACACUUGUUCCCGUACGUUUGGCUGACGCAAUAUUGCUUCAGGAUGUGCGCUAUCGUGUUGACGACGCAUUUCAUGAUGAAACAGGCGUAUAGAACAAAAAUGAUUGUAUCAGACACAAACAAUCGAAUUUUAGAUAUCAGCACAAAGGAAGAGUUAUACUUAUUUUCCAAUCAAAUAUUACGUCGUUCAAUGGAAUUCACUACCUGCGAUUUUUUCACAUUAAACGCACACUUCAUUACUUCUAGUAUUUUUGCAGUCAUAACAUAUUUCAUUGUGUUGUUUCAAUAUGUGCGCUAAAUGAAAUAAAAUAGAAAUAAUACUGACAAAUAAAUACUCGUACCCCAUGUAAAUUAUAAAUAUUAUUAUUUUAGUAUAAUAUAUGUUUUGUAUUUUUUUUAUUAUAGCUUUUA